Messenger RNA from Hyposmocoma kahamanoa, 1076 nucleotides. RefSeq lists its product as uncharacterized. NCBI's taxonomy places the organism in Eukaryota, Metazoa, Arthropoda, Insecta, Lepidoptera, Cosmopterigidae. The transcript has 7 exons. The coding region runs from base 459 to 878 and encodes 139 amino acids. The record is from RefSeq and is a predicted model, not a curated record.
CUUGAGCACGUGGUUCCGCGUAACGCUUUCGUGAAUGUUGUACGGAUAUCUAUUUUAAAUAUACUCAUGACCACGUUUUGUCUUUUAACAAUCGUUGCAUUUUCACAUUUUGUUUUAUACACUAGUAGCUUCCAAAAAAAGUUAACAGCGCAUGAGAACAAUUUAAAACUAUCAUGCUAUCAAGCAUUCCAUUGUGUUCACGACAAACUACGCCGGUGCGGUUAUAACUCAUAUACUCUUGAAGUGAGAUGGUUCCUGGACAGAUGCGAUAUAUCAGAAUUCAACUGCGAGUACAAAACUGGUAACGACAAUAAGCCUUCCGGUUGGUAAACAAGAAACACUGUGACCACAUUCCGCCUCUUUAACGACGUUUUACUACUAACUACAAGUUUCCAUAUUUUGAAUCAUAGGGAUGUUAUAAUUCAUAGCUGGACAAUACCUAGGCUUUGUAAACAGAGAUGGUUUUCAACAAAACACUAGUUUUAGUGCCACUCGCAAGUCGACCUCAACGGAAUCCUGACGAUACCGAAAUGGUCAUAAUUAAGACUACAGCAGCGUUCGUUGUGCUGUGCUGUGUGUUAUCCACAGUAUCGACGCACGGGCCGCCACAGGACCGUGACAGCGAAGACAUUGCCAUGGGGAGGAAGGUAAAAAAAAUGGGGGCAAAAUGGUGCAGUAUGGCAAAGGUGUGCAACCACGACCGCGUGCCUGUUUGCGGCGUAAGCCACGCCGGUGACAUCAUGGGUUUCCGCGACUUAUGCGACAUGUUUGAUUUCAACUGUAUCAGGAGGCGAAACUAUAAGCAGACCAGCUGUCCAGAUGACAAAUCGAUACUAACCAUUUCCCGGCGACCCACCAGCACUUUCUACGACGAUUGAUUACAAUAUUAUUCCUAUUUUACAUUUCUUUCAAUCAAUGCCAUAACUUCAUAUUUGAUAUUUUAUAUAGCAAACCUUUGUACGUUCUAAUUUUCUUGUGUGUUAAUUUGAGAUAGUAAACUUAUACAUUAUCAGUAAAUGUGUUGUCUUUAGCUAUUAUUGUUCCUAAUUUUUUUUUAUGAUGACAGUUUUUUAUGA